GUGUCCGUGGGCGGCCAUGUUUGAUGUGGGCAAGCUGCCAUACGAGAAUCAGUGCAGGAGGCUGGUCUGUCAGAGGAGAUGAGACGGGUCUGAGGACCGGAGAGAAUGGACAAGCUUGUAAACUGCUUCCACAGACGGCCAGACGCCAUCACCAGAUUAAUAUGUUUCCCCUGGGCUGGAGGAGGCUCCUUGUUUAAUGCUCAGUGGGGCCGGCUGUUUGAUGACUCCGUGGAAGUGUACUCCCUCAGACUUCCCGGAAGAGAGUCUCGUUCCCGAGAGCCAUUUCCUCACAGCUUAGACCAGUUAGCGGAUGAAAUUACAGAUGUGUUGCUACCAUUGCUGCGUGAGAAGCGGUUUGCAUUUUUCGGCCACAGUUUUGGGUCAUUGAGCAGUUUUGCCACAGCAAUAAGACUGAAGGAGAACCAUGGACUGGAGCCCAUUCAUCUAUUUGUGUCCGGAGCAUCUGCCCCUCACUCACCUCUUCGAUACUCGCCUCAGAAGAGAUCAGAGCUGAGCGAUGAGGAGUUCUUGAAAUGGAUGGCUUCAACGCAGGGAACGCCACCCGAGCUUCUGCAGAACAAAGAGGCCAUGCAGCUCUUCUUACCACCGCUGAAAGCCGAUCUGAAACUCGCAGAGAACUUUGUCUAUGAGAAGCCACCUGCUCCUGUCCUUUCCUGUGGCCUGACAUGUUUUGAUGGAACUGAAGAUGUUCCUCAUGAUUUAGCUGCUUGGAAGGAUCUGACAAGUGGAGAUUUCAGUAUUCACAUGCUGCCCGGAGGCCAUUUCUACCUGAAGGACUCUACAAAUGAGAAGUCCCUUGUACAAUACAUUUCCAGAUAUAUAGAAGCUGCUGAGAUCGACUAUUUCUAAAGUAUUGUUUCCUCUGGUGGUAUAAAAAGGUUCAGCUUCUCCAUGUACAAUGCUCUUCCAACACUGAUCGGGGUACAGCCAUGUAUAUCCGUUAGCUGGCCGCUGUCUAUAACCUGUAUGACUCUACAAGCUGUGACGUUUUUCCUUCAAGGGUCACUAAAGGAAAAAAAAUGUUUUGCUGAAAUGACUGUUUACAGGGUAUAGAGACAUAAAAGUUAACUG
Molecule: messenger RNA, 1092 nt
Organism: Rana temporaria (common frog)
Lineage: Eukaryota; Metazoa; Chordata; Amphibia; Anura; Ranidae
Gene: OLAH
Product: oleoyl-ACP hydrolase
Exons: 7
Coding region: 106-870 (254 amino acids)
Biological process (GO): lipid biosynthetic process
Source: RefSeq, a predicted model, not a curated record